UGAAAAACAUUAUUUAUUUUAAAACUCUUUCUUCGUUUUUGCGCUUGGGCAUAUUGAAUAAUUUUUUAAAAAGGCAAGAGCGUACAAAUUAAAAUCCAGGAUUGGGCUGAGGAUGCAAGAAAACGUACUCGAUAGUUCCAAUAUAAUUUCGUAACCAUGCCAUUUAAUAGGAACAAAAUUAUCUGCAAAAGUUCGCAUGCCCAUUGUAGAUCGAAAAUUAUAUAAUAAGUGCUUGUUAUCGGAAGUGGAAUUUAAUUGGACAUUUAAAAAUUGAAAAAUGUUUCACUGGAAACCUAAAAACUUAUAUUAUUCUUUUAAAUGCCAACAAAUGUUAUUUUAUUAAAAAAAAUAACACGCUUAUUAGCACACUGUGUUUUUUGCGUGGUUGUUAUAUGUCAAGCAUCCAUAAUUAGUUGUGAUUAAAUGAACUAAGAUAAAAUGUGAGGCUAUUUAGGACGUUACUUGUUAUGGAAAAGAAUACUUGAAAAAGGCAGGCUGGUUAUGAGGCAGAGUAAUAUUACGGUAGCAUGUAAAAGUAAUUCGAGAAAAAAAUAGUACACAAAAACCAUAUAGACUAUCGCAGACGAGGUUUACGGUAAGUCACUCCAAAAUUUUUACACUCAUGCAAGAUAGUAAAGUCCAGCCUAGAGGACAUUUUCGUGUAUUUUAAAGGUACAGAAAUACAGUGAAAGAGCUCUCUUACUUGUUGUUGAAAAUGGUUCUGUUAUUUUCUUAUUUUUGGGUAAUUGUUAGUCAAGUUGUUCGAUUGGCGACGGCAAUUAAUGCAUUUGCUCCAGCUAAUGCGGUCUUCAAUACUGGUCGCGAAAAAGUAUCGCGCCGCUUCUCUCAUAUGUCUUAGAAAGGCAUAGCCUUGUUCACUGUCACUCAUCUAAUAUCUCGAUGGAUUUGUAUAGAUUUUUACGCCAGGUUUAGCCAUUUGGAAUAAUCAGAAAAGCUUAAUAUAAGUCUGCUUUUUAAAAGCUAAAUUUAAAAAAAAAUUUUAAUAAACUCACCGAUAAACCUAAUCUGCAACCAUAAGUUCGACAUUUGCAAUAAGAUUCUUAUUAAAAUUACAUUUUUUAUCUUCUUAAAAUUACAUCUUAGGCUGAAGUUCCCUACUAGAUCACAUAUUUCCAUUUGCACUACAACAACUGAAAGAACCUGUCGAUAAAUCUAAUGAAAUUAAUUAUGCUUGUACCGAUGAUAGAUUUUUCGUCAACUUGCUUUGAUGAUCUCUGCCCGGCUAAACAGUGCGUGUCAUUGGCAGUUCUCAAGUAAAUGAAAUAUACCGCAAAAGCAUUGAAAAGUUAGUUACAACAUAAGCAAAUACAAAUCGCAUUUUGUAUCACGCUAUAGAACGUACGGGGUGAUCAUUUCUGUAUGCUCGACGGCGCUUUUGUUAAAUCGUAAACAAGAAUGCGUUCAUCCCGCUCACUUUGAGAAAAGACGAUCUUCUCAAGCGUACGCCAAUCGUUGGCAUAACUCUUUUCGCCCCUUGACUAACUAAUAGGAAGUUUCAGAUGCUAUCACAUCUCUCACCAUUUAUACUUUCUAUAUUAUUAAUUAAUACGUGUAUAGACAAGUGAUUUUCAAAGAUCAACGCAAGUGUCGACAAAAAUUAACGAAAUGGUCGACAUUCGUAGUAAAGCGCUUGAGGUACUGCGCUAUCUACCAAGGGUGUCUUUGAUGAACGUACGCGAUGUGCCGCAUAGUAACUGGGUGAAAAAGAAGCGUAUUAUGGGUUUUCGCCGCGAAAAACUCUGGCCCCAGAAAGGAUCAAAGCAACGAAUGAGUUUUUCUAAGUUGGGUUUUGAAGGCGGUCAGAUCCCAUUUCACGUCAAAGUUCCUCAGGAGCCGUAUAAUGAGAACUGGGAUAUACGACGACAUUACCCACCAUUGUCUUUGGGUCAGCUCCAGAUGAUGGUAGAUACCAGGAGAAUAGAUCCUUUGCAACCGAUUGAUUUAACUAUAAUAUGCAAUACGUUUCUAUUUAAGAUCAGCCCUAAAGACAGACAGUUCGGAUUUCAUCUCACCGCUGAAGGUAUCGACAAGUUUAAAGCAAAACUGAAUAUAGAAGUACAGUAUGCUAAGGAGCCAGUCAUUGCAGCAGUCGAGCGUAACGGUGGCGUUAUCACAACAGCAUUCUAUGAUAUUUUUGCUGUAGAGGCUAAAAUAGACCCCGAGAGUUUCCUUAAAAAAGGCAUUCCUAUGCUACGUCGCGAACUCCCGCCGUCAGACGCCUUUGAAUACUACUCUAACCCAGCAAACAGAGGGUAUCUGGCUGACCCGAAGCUAAUUGCUGAAGAGAGAUUGAAGCUAGCACAAAAAUACGGUUAUGAGCUACCAGACCUCCGCAAAGAUCCCAAUUUCAAGAUGCUUUCGUACCGAAAAGAUGCACGUCAAAUCUUUGAUGGCCUGAGGCCGGGGUGGCUUGUGAACCUCAAGGACAAAACGAUCCUGAAGCCAACUGACCCUGACCACAUUAGAUACUACGAAUCGUAGGCACAAGAACAAUAUUACCAUAACAGAAAGUGGUGAAAAGAACUAUUGCCGGUGGCUCAUUAAGGUGGAAGUAUAUCAAAAGAGCGUAUUCAGCAAAUAAACUUUUAUGCAGUCCUUUAUAGGUCGUAUAAUCGAGUCUAAUUUUUUUACAAACACUAACUCGUGCCGUAAUAAGUGUGAAGAACUGAAUUUGAUAGACUAAUAGUAAUAGUUGCUAUAAAUUAGAGGUGCUUUUGACCUUAGAUCAAGGGUGACUGAUUUUAGCGAUAUAAUAAGAAAAUGGUUAUGCAUUAUGUAACACGUGUCGCUGCAAACUGGCCUUGCAAUUGCAAGUCAUCCUUUUUCACGACAAUUCUAGUAAAAAAAUAGUUCAAACCACUAAGUUUAUCCAAGAUGUUCUCUCGCACUGAUCGUAUUUCAUCCAGAUCUCGCAUUGUUAAACUACUAUUUUUUCUGAUAACUGACAAAUUCAGUAAGCGGUCAUGAUAACGUAGCGCUAAGGUGAUUUUCUUCAGAGACACGUUAGAUAACGUAGGCUCGACACCAAGCGUAGAUACAUUUCCUUUUAUGUUAGAAGAGGCCAGUUGUUCGAAGUAAUGCAUAGCCGGACCAUCGGAAGUAAAAUUCAACGUUUAACUGAUAAUGUUUUUUCUUAAGCUUCCGGCGGACUUUCAAUCUGUACAUUUUGUAUAUCGAACAACUUCAUUAUGAACCAUGAAGUAUUACUAUAGGGAUCGUUACACUGCCAAGUCCUUCUAUAUAAAACAAAAUUCAUUGCUUAAGUCUGAGCGAAAUAAUGU
Varroa destructor (honeybee mite) is the source of this 3302-nucleotide messenger RNA. RefSeq names its product mitochondrial ribosomal protein L15 (gene mRpL15). The record is from RefSeq and is a predicted model, not a curated record. NCBI's taxonomy places the organism in Eukaryota, Metazoa, Arthropoda, Arachnida, Mesostigmata, Varroidae. Gene Ontology annotation, cellular component: mitochondrial large ribosomal subunit. Gene Ontology annotation, biological process: translation. Gene Ontology annotation, molecular function: structural constituent of ribosome.